This is a messenger RNA of Exophiala aquamarina CBS 119918, 504 nucleotides long. RefSeq lists its product as uncharacterized. The transcript has a single exon. The record is from RefSeq and is a predicted model, not a curated record. The coding region runs from base 1 to 504 and encodes 167 amino acids. Lineage: Eukaryota; Fungi; Ascomycota; Eurotiomycetes; Chaetothyriales; Herpotrichiellaceae.
AUGGCAUCAUAUUCACCCUUACCUCCAAUCAGACGAGUCGUCACCGGCCAUAAUGCUGAUGCCAAAGCUUACGUCGAGCGCGACGACUUGAUCAACGCCGAGGUUAUGGACCACGGCAAUGCUGCUCAGUUACUAUGGUCAAGUGACUCCAUUCCUGCGGACGUCAAUGUCACGGAUGAUCGAGCAAAAGUCAAGACUGGGAUCGUGAACGGUGGUUCAGUAAUGCGUAUCGUCGACUUUCCUCCCCAUUCCACCGGGCGCUUCCACCGAACAAUCUCUCAGGACUAUAUCGUGGUGCUCAAGGGUAUAGUAUCGUUGACGCUGGAUGAUGGAUCCAAAACACCGGUUGCAGAAGGCGGGGUUGUUGUUCAGCGAGCUACCAUGCACGGGUGGGAUAACGAUACAAACGAGUGGACAAGGAUUUUGUGUGUUCUAACACCUUCAAACAACCCAGUCGUCAACGGGGUUGAAUUGAAACAGCACAUGACAUUUCAUGUCGAAUAG